This is a messenger RNA of Moneuplotes crassus, 984 nucleotides long. Lineage: Eukaryota; Ciliophora; Spirotrichea; Euplotida; Euplotidae. The record is from the annotation of a GenBank genome assembly.
AUGAGUGAUAAAUAUGCUCCUAGUGGAGCUAUAGACAUGAAAGCAAUGAUCCAAGCUGAGAAGAAGAAGAGACAGCAAGCUGAUAAGAUCAUCCAAAUCACAAGGGAAACUGCUUUUAACUUACUACAGGAUAUGAGGCAUCUUCUGAUACUUGAUGUCAGACCUGCCGAAGAAUUCGAGAAGAAUCAUCUCAGAGACUCGUUUAAUUUCACACUUGAAGAUAUUGAGACUAAGCUUCCUGAGUUUCUGAAAUAUUGCAAGACUAGUCAGGAUAGACUUAGGGAUACUACUGAUACUCAUAGAAGACUUAUAAUAGUCACCUCUGUAGCUGAUGAGGACGUUGAGGGGAUUAAACCUCUGCUUAAAGAAGUUCUGGCAUUCCAUAAAAUAAUGAAACUUAAAAAUGGAUUCGCAGAUUUUCAUGAAAAGUAUCCAUUCUUAUGACUAAACUCGGAAUCUACUGAAGAAGAAGUGAAGAAGGCUGAGUCACGCUACCCAAGCGAGAUUAUUCCAAAUAAGCUGUUCCUUGGCAACUUCAUUAAUUCUCUGAAUGAGGAACAUUUUAAAAACCUGAAUAUCACAAAGCUGAUUGGAAUGACACCUAAUGAGGCUGAAAAUAUGGAGGAAUCCAAGUGCAUUUCGAAGUAUAUCCAUCUCAAAAUGGAUGAGCUAGUCAAACCAGAUUUGGACUUUGAAGAACUUCAGACUCUUGUCACUACUACUAUUGAUGAUGGAGAAGGAGCAGUUCUCAUAUACUGUUUGCAAGGAAAUCUUAGUGCAGCAGUCUGAAUACAUAUGCUUAUGCAGGAGAAGAAAUGGGGACGGGAAUUAGCAGCCGCAGCCAUAAUGAAUAAGAGACCUGAGGUAAAGAACAUACCCACAUGGCUCUUCCAGCAAAUAGAUGCUCCAAAGAUUGAUGUUAUGGCUAGUUCAGCACUGCAUCAGCUGCUCUCAUAAUAAUGUUUUCAACCGAAAAUGAGAGAA